GCAAUCUGUAUUUGUACAAGAUUUGAGUAUGUCCCUUCGCAAACAAGUUCAUCUUGUCUGUCAUUUUAGAGAGAACACUUGCUGUUCGUUCAGGUCUUAUAAUCGAAACAUAGAGCUUCUUGUUAUUUCUUUUGAUCUUUUGGUAUUUUCAUUCUUAUAUCUCUCUUUUUUUUGGUCGAUAAUACUUUGAAGCUUGCGGAAAAUUAAGGACCUGUCAUUUUCCAAAGGUCAGGGGCAGUGUUCUUUUAGCUGAAGCAUCUUUCUAUUCUUUUGUUUUUCUUUUUAGAAUGCGGUAAAUUUAUCAGCGACUCAUUUUCAAAGUUAUAGACGACUUGACGAUUUUGAUUCUGAAAGCGCAUUUGUUUGAGUCUUCAAGCAGGUCUGAGCAUUAAGCAUAGACAAACUGAGAAACUAUGUCCAACAUAUUAAACCCUUGGCUAGAGUCAUGGUUACUGGAUACUAUGAAAGAUACAGACGUUCUUCCUGCCCAUGAAUUUAAGAGCCUUCCCUUACAAUUAUCUGAGUAUUUGACCUAUGAGCCUUCCAUUCGCGCUAAAUUAUCAGAUACAAGACACUAUAUUGAAGCUGAAUUUUCUCCUCAAUGUAUUCAACAUUUGACAAGCUUUACUGAUAAAAGACUUACUUCUCUAAAAGGCGGAAUCUUUUCCCUUGGACAUUUUUCGAUUCACCUUAUACCUCAAGACUCGUAUCUAUUUCCAUGGCUCUACAUAGAAUCAUUUAAUUUUUUUAGCUGUGAAGGUGUCAUAUUCGGUGAACCAAAGCCCAUCGUCUCCUCACCGCUUUUUCGUUCGUUACUAUACUCCCCGUACCUUUUAGCUCUUGCAAAUGAGCUUCAUGGAUGUUAUGAACAUUCAGUCCUUCAUAUACUCAGGGAACAAGCUGUUAAUGGAGAUGUUCAAAAGCUUGGAACACUGUUUCUACCGGGAUCUAUUGAGAAACCGAAAACAGAAACAUCGAAUUCCUUUCGGUGGAAAACUAUGACUUAUUUAGAUAUUGCACAAUGUCUCAUCCCAGAGGGCCAAUUAAGACUUCUGGAAACUGUUGAUGGAAAUACUAAUCUUGAUCUCUUAGAGAGCAAACAAAUUAAGGAAAACCUUCCAGAUGAUAUUCAUGUCAAGGAAGAAGAGCAAAUGGAAAUUUACUCUUGGUCGUCUUCUCCAGAGCCUAGUGCUAAUGUACCCCAAUUGACCCUUUUUGACCAGCAAGAUCUUCAAAGGCUGGCCGAAGCCGAACCUGUCUCUGCUUCAACAAUAAGCGAAAACGAAUUGAUAAGUAAAAUAGAUCAGCAAAAAACCAACUAUCCAUCAGUUUCUGUUCCGGGUCCCGGAAUAGAAGAACCUUCUCGAGUACUAUCCUCCGUUGAGAGUCAUCAUGAAGAAAUGGGACAGAAACAAGAUCAACAAGAAGCUCCAACUCAGCAAGCUGCUAAACUUUCUGAGGUUGAUACGCUUGCUGAUGAAAAUAAGCCAAAACAACGAGAUAAUAUACAGCUUUUUGACGCUCAAGAUGACUCAGAAGCUGACUUGGAAGAAGUAGAUGAACUUAAACUAUUUGCUUCGCUAGAAGGUGGGAAGACUGAGAAGAGUCAUGAGGCCAGACAUGCUAACCAAGAAACUUUGAAAGUCGAAAAUCCAGUCAUUACGAAUACACCAUUUAGUUUUGAAAAGAACGAAGACAUCUCCCAACAUGAGCUACGAUUUAUCCGGCGACCAUUUCCAAAUUACAGCUUUGAUCUUGGUAUUCAAAAUGAACUUACUACAAUGUAUGAAGACUAUCUAAAAGAAAAUGAGCAACGGAGGAAAAGAACAAAGAGACGACGGAGUCAGCUUUUUACUGAAACUCCAGUCGAAAGGUCACGCUCAGAAAACGCUUUUCUUACAUUUUAUCAAGAUUGGAUGCGCAUAGCUAGACAUCGGACAGAUAAAGGAAAAAAACUAGAUUUGAAGAAAUGAUACGACAAAGCACUAUCAAAUACAAUAGGGCAUGUUUAAAGCAGGUGCCGGUACAAAUUGGUUUCCGUCGGACAUGUAAUAUUCAUUGCUAUGUACAUUAAUAUUGCAUUGACAAAAGAAAUCCAUAUUUUGCUACCACAAUCACAAAUAAAAUAACUAAUAGCAAAUAACUUCAUCGAAGAGAAAGCGGGUGGAAGCGAGUGAUCAUAGAAGCAAAUUCAUAUCAAACAUAGAAAUAUAAGGUAAGGAACAAUUAAGUUUUUGACAUAAAAACGCAUAUAUAGUCGUUUCGUUUAGCUUAGCAUGCGCAAGUGCUGCUAGAUGGUGGAUUCGGCCAAGACUCUGAAAGAUUAACACCACGAGGAGCAUUUCCUCUAGCCUGGUUAAGCUUGUCUUCAAGGGGUAACUUUUUCGAAAUAGUAGUAAAAAGUUCGUUUACGUUUUCAGCAGUUUUGGCUGAAGUCUCAAAGAAUAAAAGAUUGGCUUCAGCAGCAUAGGCUUCAGCGUCGGAUUUCUCAACAGCUCUACGCUCUUGAGCAAGAUCUAACUUGUUUCCAGCAAGUGCAAUAAUAAUUCCUUCUGGAGCUUGGCGCUGCAAUUCUU
This is a messenger RNA of Schizosaccharomyces cryophilus OY26, 2576 nucleotides long. RefSeq lists its product as uncharacterized. Gene Ontology annotation, molecular function: telomeric repeat DNA binding. The transcript is spliced from 6 exons. NCBI's taxonomy places the organism in Eukaryota, Fungi, Ascomycota, Schizosaccharomycetes, Schizosaccharomycetales, Schizosaccharomycetaceae. Bases 414 to 1973 code for a protein of 519 amino acids. Gene Ontology annotation, biological process: telomere capping; telomere maintenance via telomerase. The record is from RefSeq and is a predicted model, not a curated record. Gene Ontology annotation, cellular component: shelterin complex; telomerase holoenzyme complex; chromosome, telomeric region.